Malassezia japonica is the source of this 1683-nucleotide messenger RNA. RefSeq lists its product as uncharacterized. Bases 1 to 1683 code for a protein of 560 amino acids. The transcript is spliced from 3 exons. Gene Ontology annotation, molecular function: CoA-ligase activity. NCBI's taxonomy places the organism in Eukaryota, Fungi, Basidiomycota, Malasseziomycetes, Malasseziales, Malasseziaceae. The record is from RefSeq and is a predicted model, not a curated record. Gene Ontology annotation, biological process: secondary metabolic process.
AUGGCCCAAAUCCUGGAAUCGGACAUUCCCUACGUCCCUGCGCAGACCGCGUCGGGAAACCUUUAUGACUGGAUUACGUGCAACUUGUCGGGCUGCAAGGACUCAGAUGUCGCACAGUACCGCCUGGAUGGGAAAGGUGUCACGCGCAAGACCAUCGUAGAGAUUGCCGACAAGGUCUCGUACUUUUUGCGGAACACGCUCGAUAUCAAGGAGGGCGAGCGUGUGGCAAUCAUCUCGCCGAACUCGACGCUGUACACGGCCGUCACCCUCGGUAUCCUCCGCGCGGGUCUCGUGGCCGUGCCGCUGAACCCGAUCUAUUCGGCGGACGAGCUGGUGCAUCCCCUGAAGGAUUCGGAGAUUUCCGCCGCCUUUGUCUUCCCUGCCAUCGUUCCGACGGUGCGUGCAGGUAUUGAAAAGGCGCAGCGCUCGCUCACCCGCCCCAACGGCCAGCCGGCGAUCUGGCUGAUGGAUGAUGCGGACUCCGUGGCGGACCUCAAGACGGGCGAGCGCGACUUCCUCAAAGCGCUCACCGACAAGACCUUCCCCACGGUGCGUGUGCGCAACUCGCAGGAGGAUGUCGCAUUUAUCGUCUACUCGAGCGGCACGAGCGGCAAGCCCAAGGGCGUGCAGCUCACGCACGACAACCUAAAGGUCGGCACUGAGACGCUGCGCCUCGGCUCGCAGGGAGACGUGGGCGACCUGCAGGUCGCCAUUGCGGUGCUGCCCAUGUUCCACAUCUUUGGUCUGAACCUCACGGUCCUUGGUUCGUUCCUCACUGGAAUGGUCGUGGUCGUCGUGCCGCGCUUCGACAUCGAGGUGUUCUGUGCGGCGAUCCAAAAGUACAAGGUGACGCUCGCGCUGGUUGUGCCGCCGAUGCUCCUCGGCCUCGCGCGCCACCCCGUCGUGUCCAAUUACGACCUGAGCUCUCUGCGGAUUGCUCUGUGUGGCGCUGCGCCGCUUUCUUCCGAGCUCGGUGACGAGGUUGAGCGCCGGCUGCCCAACCUGCACGUCACGCAGGGCUACGGCCUGAGCGAGACGUCGCCGGUCGUGACCUACUCGCUGCACCAAGACUACCGCCAGCACAAGGGCUCGUGUGGCGCGGUCGUUCCGGGCUGCCGCGUGCGUCUGGUGGACGACGACGGCAAGGAUGUCGCUCACGAGCAGGGCGAGAAUGGCAAGCCGGGCGAACUGUGGGUCCAGGGCGGUAUCGUGAUGAAAGGCUACCUGAACAACAAGGCGGCCAAUGACGAGUGCCUCACGCCCGACCACUGGUUCAAGACGGGUGACAUUGCCAUCUACAAAAACAAGCACCUGUACAUUGUCGACCGCAAGAAGGAGCUCAUCAAAUACAAGGGCUUCCAGGUGCCCCCGGCUGAGCUCGAGGCGCUCAUCCUGACGCACCCCGACAUUGCGGACGUCGCCGUGGUCGGUGUCAAUGACAAGGAACAGGCGACCGAGCUGCCGCGUGCGUACGUCGCGCCGCGCCCCAACGUCUUGAACGCCAAGACAGCGUCCGAGGAGGAGAAGCAGGCGUUUGCCAAGAAGGUCGUGGACUGGGUCGGCGAGCGCGUCGCAAACCACAAGAAACUGCGCGGCGGCGUCGUGGUCAUCGAAGAGGUGCCGAAGAGCGCCUCGGGCAAGAUCUUGCGCCGCUUCCUCCGCGACCGCGCGAACCCCAAGUAA